Messenger RNA from Entelurus aequoreus (snake pipefish), 2632 nucleotides. RefSeq lists its product as uncharacterized. The transcript is spliced from 17 exons. Lineage: Eukaryota; Metazoa; Chordata; Actinopteri; Syngnathiformes; Syngnathidae. The record is from RefSeq and is a predicted model, not a curated record. The coding region runs from base 44 to 2632 and encodes 862 amino acids.
UCUGUGUUGUUGAUGCUUGGUGUGUGUGUGUGUGUGUGUGUUGAUGUUGCAGGUCUGCAGGUGUGCUCUGGUCCAGUCCACAAGACUCUCCCCCGAGGACGUGAGUCGUCUCUACACAAAUGUUUUCCAUGAGUCCUGCAGCGUGGAGGAAGUACACGUGGCCUUGAAGAAGGUUAGAGAAGGAGACAGUCAGUGGUCGUGUGUUGGUGAACACGUUCUGGACGUCAUCACCGAAAUGAAGACCGCAAAGGAGAGUGAAGAAAAGUUGUACUGGGAGGGUCAGCUGCUCAAUGCCGGACAACAUGUCAACUCUCACGCCACGACGUGUCCUCACCGAAGCUCCAAAACGUCCUGCUGGCGUCACACUAGCAGCACUGAGAGGAAGACAAGGAUGGAGGAAGAGGAGCAGCUGUGCAGUGUGAGAAGCCUCCACAAGGCAGCCAGACACAGCUGGGCUAAAUUGGUGACUGAGGGUGUGCGAGGCAUGCUGGCCUCUCCCGGGCAACUUCGUAGCACAGGGGUCAGAGGUCAAGCCUGGGGCUGUAUGUCCGCAUCAGAUGUCCUCCUCUUGAUGGACGUAAAGUAUGACGUCGUCACCCGUUUGCUUUACGCUGACAUGCUGCAGGAACACCACAAUGUGGAUGUGUGGGAGGCUCUGUCGCCAUGGCAACGGCACGAAGAAGAAGUUCGGCUCGGGGAUCUUGCAGAGGAGGCGUUGGAGGACGACGACAUGCUCCGAUUGGCUGAACUGCCAGGAGCAUUCAGAAUAUACAGGACGUGUCCUGAGUCCAGUAGAGAGUGUUUCACUGCUGUCUCUCUCCUCUACAAGUUCAACACAUCACGUCAACAAGAAAGGGCAAGCCUAAGAGCUUUGGCAGAGAGGCUGGACAAGGACAGUCUGAGCCUGAUGUGCUGGCAUAUCAGGCUGGCAACGCUCAAAGCUGAAAGGGAAAAGACAUCCAAUGAUGCGUAUUUGGGAGCACAACAAUGUUGGGACAUGUGGCCACAUGUUUACAGUCCAUGCAGAGAAGAGCAGGCUGCUUCAUUGCUGCACAGUGGAGACGUAGAAGAACACCUAAGAGACUGCCAAUUGUCACAGCAGGCCUUGCUGCAGUUGCUGGUGCUCAGCCAGGAGCAGGAGAGGAAGCAGCUGGUCCACUUGCUACAUGGAGUCACCUUAGAGGAUGUGCAAAAACCCGCUCCCACAAAGUCUCCUAAAGCAGAUUGCGUCAAAAGGAUGAAACAAAUCCGCCACACCUGGGAAACGAGCAGUGAGAUAAACAAAGCCCAGUCUGACAUCAGCAGAACCCCGACAGAGUGGUCCCAGGACCAGCUGGAACAGGUGUCCUUGAGACUCUUGACACAUGUCAUGGAGCUGCAGGAGAAGCAGGCGUCGUCGUUACUUCAAGAUUUGAUGAACAAGGGUGAGCAGCACCUUCAGGGACUGCAAGAAGAGUAUGAAUCCAAACUGCGAGAAGACCAACACAACAAUCUUCUCCAACUCAUAAGCCCAGAAGCGUCUUCCACGACUUCAGACACGCAUUGGAUUCAGGAACGAGUCCAAGGUCAGAUGACUUGUAGUGGACCCGCUGAGAACCAGGACCUCACCGCUGGACCUCCUCAAUCUCUGACCACAACCAGCAGUGAAGUAAAUGGAGGCCAAACUGAGGGUGUACCUAAUAAACAGGCUGUUUGUGCAGGGUGUGGAUUGACACUUGGGGGUCUGCCCUACUUGGAGGUCUCCUGUGUGGCAGCUAAAAUGGAUGAAGACGCUGAGGAGGAGGAGGAGGAGGAAAGUCAAAGAAAGAACCAGGAUGAGGAAGAGGAUGCUUGGAGCUCACAGCCAGAGGACCACGCUCGUCGUGAGGAAGACGCCGUCAACGUCCAAACGGAGACUUUGGAAGGACAAAGCACGGCUGGCAAAACGGAGAUGGAGAAGUUGAGGUCUUGUCUGAGUCCCAUCCCCCACGCCGUCUUAGAACCGCAGGACUCUUCGGACGUGCAGCGACGUCACCUGGCCCCUGCCAUGUCCAGUCACACAGUCGACGUGAAGGACAGGCCAGUGGUGUCACCCACACAGGACAGGCCAGUGGUGUCACCCACACAGGACAGGCCAGUGGUGUCACCCACACAGGACAGGCCAGUGGUGUCACCGGCGCAGGACAGGCCAGUGGUGUCACCGGCACAGGACAGGCCAGUGGUGUCACCCACACAGGACAGGCCAGUGGUGUCACCGGCGCAGGACAGGCCAGUGGUGUCGUCGCUGGAAAGAGAGAAGACGGUGCGUAAGCUGGUGGACGUGCACAGGCGGGCGGAGAGGAAGCAGCAGCGAGACAGAGAAAGACAGCAGCUGCGGGUCCAGGAACGUCUGUCCAUCAUCCAGAGCAGGAAGGCCGAGGACGAGGUGUUUGGGCGUAGACACAGGGACAGCAUGAGACAUUUGACAAAAGAGCUUUCCCAGGAGGACAAAAGUCAGCAGAAGACUUUGGUCAAAGAAAAACUGGAGCAGCUCAGAAGAGAACGUUCAUUUAUUAUGCAGUCCAGAAGAAACAAGAAUGCAGCAGGACUGAAGGAACUCUUGGAGCCCAUACAAGUCCACAUCAGACCUGAAGACACUGACUCUUCCACUUGA